AUGAUCGUACCACGACAAUCCCGUGCCCCGACCGGUACACACCCCUUGCCCGGGUCCCCCCUUCAUAGUCACAACCCCCUGCCCCCUCAUGCCAUCCGCUCCCCCCGCCCCUACCCUCCGCGUGCCCGCUCCCUCGCCGCCUCUUUUGACCCUCCCUGCCCCCCUCGCCGUUACCCACCGCUCGCCAUUCGCUCCUCCCCGCCCGUGCCCUCCCCUCGUUUACCUUCGCCUCCCCCCUCCCCUCCUCUGCUGCACGCCUCUUCCUUCCCCUCGCUAACCCACUCCACUCCCUGCCCCUCCUCAAUCCGCACCCUGCCCCUCGUUUCUUUCUCGCCCCCCUAUGCUUGGUUUCUCCCCCCCUGGCCCUUUGCUUUCCCCUCGUUACGCUCCCUUCUCCCCAUCCCUGCUGCACCUCUUACCACCAUCAGCCCGUCCCCACCACCAGCCCCCCUCCCACCCUUCUCCCCCCCCCCCCUCUCCCUCUCUCUCUCUCUCUCUCUAUCUCUCUCACUCUCUCUCUCUCUCUCUCUCUUUCUCUCGCACACACACACACACACACACUCCCCUCCCCCACCCCCCACCCACAUCCUCACCGUUCUGCCCCUCCCUGCCCCUGUUCCACCCCCUCGCACGCCCCUCACCUCUCACCUCCGUUCAACUGGAUUCCCCCCCUCUGGUGCAUCCCUUGCAUCGCUCGCCCCCUCUGCUCACCCUCUGCCCGCCCCUUUUCCUUGCCCUCAGCUGGCCCAGCCCCUGCCCGUUGCUGCCCCCUCCCCUUGCCCCCUCAACUCCCCUGCCCCCCGUACACCCCACUCCCGUCCAAACCGCCCCCACCCUCCCCCGGCUGCCCGUUUCCGCUCUCCACCCCCGCGACCGUGUGCGGCUUCCAACCGCCCAACGGUGUCACACCCCCUGCCCCCUCAUGCCAUCCGCUCCCCCCGCCCCUACCCUCCGCGUGCCCGCUCCCUCGCCGCCUCUUUUGACCCUCCCUGCCCCCCUCGCCGUUACCCACCGCUCGCCAUUCGCUCCUCCCCGCCCGUGCCCUCCCCUCGUUUACCUUCGCCUCCCCCCUCCCCUCCUCUGCUGCACGCCUCUUCCUUCCCCUCGCUAACCCACUCCACUCCCUGCCCCUCCUCAAUCCGCACCCUGCCCCUCGUUUCUCGCCCCCCUAUGCUUGGUUUCUCCCCCCCUGCCCUUUGCUUUCCCCUCGUUACGCUCCCUUCUCCCCAUCCCUGCUGCCCUCUUACCACCAUCAGCCCCCCCUGCCCGUUGCUGCCCCUCCCCUUGCCCCCUCAACUCCCCUGCCCCCCGUACACCCCACUCCCGUCCAACCGCCCCCACCCUCCCCCGGCUGCCCGUUUCCGCUCUCCACCCCCGCGACCGUGUGCGGCUUCCAACCGCCCAACGGUGUCACACCCCCUGCCCCCUCAUGCCAUCCGCUCCCCCCGCCCCUACCCUCCGCGUGCCCGCUCCCUCGCCGCCUCUUUUGACCCUCCCUGCCCCCCUCGCCGUUACCCACCGCUCGCCAUUCGCUCCUCCCCGCCCGUGCCCUCCCCUCGUUUACCUUCGCCUCCCCCCUCCCCUCCUCUGCUGCACGCCUCUUCCUUCCCCUCGCUAACCCACUCCACUCCCUGCCCCUCCUCAAUCCGCACCCUGCCCCUCGUUUCUCGCCCCCCUACGCUUGGUUUCUCCCCUCCCUGCCCCUCGCCGCCUUUCUCCGCUCCCCACCUCCCCCCUCUCCCUGCCCCCCCACUCUCCUCCACUUGCCCUUGGCUUCCCACCUCCCUGCCCCACCUUUCCCCCCUCCGUGUGCUCAGCUUCUCCCCUCCCUGCCUCUCCCUCCUCCCCGCCCUGCCCCUCAUUUUCCGCCCCCCCACGCCCGGUUUCUCCCCUCCCUGCACCUCCCUUUCUUUCUCCGUGCCUCUCCUUUGCUCCCUCCCUGCCCCCGCCUGCCCAUGCCCCUGUCUUUGGUUUCUCCCCUCCCUGCCCCACGUUUCUUCCCUCCCUGAGAUCACCUUGUACCCCCUCUGCCCCUCCCUUGUUCUCCCCGCACCCAUUGCUUCUCCCCUCCCUGCCCUUGAUUUCCCGCACCCCUGCCCUUGUUUCCUACCAUCCAUGCCCCUCGUUUCCCCUCUUUGUACGUUCACCCUCUUCCCUCCCUGCCCCUCCCUUCCUCCCCCCCUGCCCUUUGCUUUCCCCUCGUUACGCUCCCUUCUCCCCAUCCCUGCUGCCCUCUUACCACCAUCAGCCCGUCCCCACCACCAGCCCCCCUCCCACCCUUCUCCCCCCCCCCCCUCUCCCUCUCUCUCUCUCUCUCUCUCUCUCUUUCUCUCGCACACACACACACACACACACACUCCCCUCCCCCACCCCCCACCCACAUCCUCCCGUUCUGCCCCUCCCUGCCCCUGUUCCACCCCCUCGCACGCCCCUCACCUCUCACCUCCGUUCAACUGGAUUCCCCCCCUCUGCCCCUGCCCGUUGCUGCCCCUCCCCUUGCCCCCUCAACUCCCCUGCCCCCCGUACACCCCACUCCCGUCCAACCGCCCCCACCCUCCCCCGGCUGCCCGUUUCCGCUCUCCACCCCCGCGACCGUGUGCGGCUUCCAACCGCCCAACGGUGUCACACCCCCUGCCCCCUCAUGCCAUCCGCUCCCCCCGCCCCUACCCUCCGCGUGCCCGCUCCCUCGCCGCCUCUUUUGACCCUCCCUGCCCCCCUCGCCGUUACCCACCGCUCGCCAUUCGCUCCUCCCCGCCCGUGCCCUCCCCUCGUUUACCUUCGCCUCCCCCCUCCCCUCCUCUGCUGCACGCCUCUUCCUUCCCCUCGCUAACCCACUCCACUCCCUGCCCCUCCUCAAUCCGCACCCUGCCCCUCGUUUCUCGCCCCCCUACGCUUGGUUUCUCCCCUCCCUGCCCCUCGCCGCCUUUCUCCGCUCCCCACCUCCCCCCUCUCCCUGCCCCCCCACUCUCCUCCACUUGCCCUUGGCUUCCCACCUCCCUGCCCCACCUUUCCCCCCUCCGUGUGCUCAGCUUCUCCCCUCCCUGCCUCUCCCUCCUCCCCGCCCUGCCCCUCAUUUUCCGCCCCCCCACGCCCGGUUUCUCCCCUCCCUGCACCUCCCUUUCUUUCUCCGUGCCUCUCCUUUGCUCCCUCCCUGCCCCCGCCUGCCCAUGCCCCUGUCUUUGGUUUCUCCCCUCCCUGCCCCACGUUUCUUCCCUCCCUGAGAUCACCUUGUACCCCCUCUGCCCCUCCCUUGUUCUCCCCGCACCCAUUGCUUCUCCCCUCCCUGCCCUUGAUUUCCCGCACCCCUGCCCUUGUUUCCUACCAUCCAUGCCCCUCGUUUCCCCUCUUUGUACGUUCACCCUCUUCCCUCCCUGCCCCUCCCUUCCUCCCCCCCUGCCCUUUGCUUUCCCCUCGUUACGCUCCCUUCUCCCCAUCCCUGCUGCCCUCUUACCACCAUCAGCCCGUCCCCACCACCAGCCCCCCUCCCACCCUUCUCCCCCCCCCCCCUCUCCCUCUCUCUCUCUCUCUCUCUCUCUCUCUUUCUCUCGCACACACACACACACACACACUCCCCUCCCCCACCCCCCACCCACAUCCUCCCGUUCUGCCCCUCCCUGCCCCUGUUCCACCCCCUCGCACGCCCCUCACCUCUCACCUCCGUUCAACUGGAUUCCCCCCCUCUGCCCCUGCCCGUUGCUGCCCCUCCCCUUGCCCCCUCAACUCCCCUGCCCCCCGUACACCCCACUCCCGUCCAACCGCCCCCACCCUCCCCCGGCUGCCCGUUUCCGCUCUCCACCCCCGCGACCGUGUGCGGCUUCCAACCGCCCAACGGUGUCACACCCCCUGCCCCCUCAUGCCAUCCGCUCCCCCCGCCCCUACCCUCCGCGUGCCCGCUCCCUCGCCGCCUCUUUUGACCCUCCCUGCCCCCCUCGCCGUUACCCACCGCUCGCCAUUCGCUCCUCCCCGCCCGUGCCCUCCCCUCGUUUACCUUCGCCUCCCCCCUCCCCUCCUCUGCUGCACGCCUCUUCCUUCCCCUCGCUAACCCACUCCACUCCCUGCCCCUCCUCAAUCCGCACCCUGCCCCUCGUUUCUCGCCCCCCUACGCUUGGUUUCUCCCCUCCCUGCCCCUCGCCGCCUUUCUCCGCUCCCCACCUCCCCCCUCUCCCUGCCCCCCCACUCUCCUCCACUUGCCCUUGGCUUCCCACCUCCCUGCCCCACCUUUCCCCCCUCCGUGUGCUCAGCUUCUCCCCUCCCUGCCUCUCCCUCCUCCCCGCCCUGCCCCUCAUUUUCCGCCCCCCCACGCCCGGUUUCUCCCCUCCCUGCACCUCCCUUUCUUUCUCCGUGCCUCUCCUUUGCUCCCUCCCUGCCCCCGCCUGCCCAUGCCCCUGUCUUUGGUUUCUCCCCUCCCUGCCCCACGUUUCUUCCCUCCCUGAGAUCACCUUGUACCCCCUCUGCCCCUCCCUUGUUCUCCCCGCACCCAUUGCUUCUCCCCUCCCUGCCCUUGAUUUCCCGCACCCCUGCCCUUGUUUCCUACCAUCCAUGCCCCUCGUUUCCCCUCUUUGUACGUUCACCCUCUUCCCUCCCUGCCCCUCCCUUCCUCCCCCCCUGCCCUUUGCUUUCCCCUCGUUACGCUCCCUUCUCCCCAUCCCUGCUGCCCUCUUACCACCAUCAGCCCGUCCCCACCACCAGCCCCCCUCCCACCCUUCUCCCCCCCCCCCCUCUCCCUCUCUCUCUCUCUCUCUCUCUCUUUCUCUCGCACACACACACACACACACACUCCCCUCCCCCACCCCCCACCCACAUCCUCCCGUUCUGCCCCUCCCUGCCCCUGUUCCACCCCCUCGCACGCCCCUCACCUCUCACCUCCGUUCAACUGGAUUCCCCCCCUCUGGUGCAUCCCUUGCAUCGCUCGCCCCUCUGCUCACCCUCUGCCCGCCCCUUUUCCUUGCCCUCAGCUGGCCCAGCCCCUGCCCGUUGCUGCCCCUCCCCUUGCCCCCUCAACUCCCCUGCCCCCCGUACACCCCACUCCCGUCCAACCGCCCCCACCCUCCCCCGGCUGCCCGUUUCCGCUCUCCACCCCCGCGACCGUGUGCGGCUUCCAACCGCCCAACGGUGUCACACCCCCUGCCCCCUCAUGCCAUCCGCUCCCCCCGCCCCUACCCUCCGCGUGCCCGCUCCCUCGCCGCCUCUUUUGACCCUCCCUGCCCCCCUCGCCGUUACCCACCGCUCGCCAUUCGCUCCUCCCCGCCCGUGCCCUCCCCUCGUUUACCUUCGCCUCCCCCCUCCCCUCCUCUGCUGCACGCCUCUUCCUUCCCCUCGCUAACCCACUCCACUCCCUGCCCCUCCUCAAUCCGCACCCUGCCCCUCGUUUCUCGCCCCCCUACGCUUGGUUUCUCCCCUCCCUGCCCCUCGCCGCCUUUCUCCGCUCCCCACCUCCCCCCUCUCCCUGCCCCCCCACUCUCCUCCACUUGCCCUUGGCUUCCCACCUCCCUGCCCCACCUUUCCCCCCUCCGUGUGCUCAGCUUCUCCCCUCCCUGCCUCUCCCUCCUCCCCGCCCUGCCCCUCAUUUUCCGCCCCCCCACGCCCGGUUUCUCCCCUCCCUGCACCUCCCUUUCUUUCUCCGUGCCUCUCCUUUGCUCCCUCCCUGCCCCCGCCUGCCCAUGCCCCUGUCUUUGGUUUCUCCCCUCCCUGCCCCACGUUUCUUCCCUCCCUGAGAUCACCUUGUACCCCCUCUGCCCCUCCCUUGUUCUCCCCGCACCCAUUGCUUCUCCCCUCCCUGCCCUUGAUUUCCCGCACCCCUGCCCUUGUUUCCUACCAUCCAUGCCCCUCGUUUCCCCUCUUUGUACGUUCACCCUCUUCCCUCCCUGCCCCUCCCUUCCUCCCCCCCUGCCCUUUGCUUUCCCCUCGUUACGCUCCCUUCUCCCCAUCCCUGCUGCCCUCUUACCACCAUCAGCCCGUCCCCACCACCAGCCCCCCUCCCACCCUUCUCCCCCCCCCCCCUCUCCCUCUCUCUCUCUCUCUCUCUCUCUUUCUCUCGCACACACACACACACACACACUCCCCUCCCCCACCCCCCACCCACAUCCUCCCGUUCUGCCCCUCCCUGCCCCUGUUCCACCCCCUCGCACGCCCCUCACCUCUCACCUCCGUUCAACUGGAUUCCCCCCCUCUGGUGCAUCCCUUGCAUCGCUCGCCCCUCUGCUCACCCUCUGCCCGCCCCUUUUCCUUGCCCUCAGCUGGCCCAGCCCCUGCCCGUUGCUGCCCCUCCCCUUGCCCCCUCAACUCCCCUGCCCCCCGUACACCCCACUCCCGUCCAACCGCCCCCACCCUCCCCCGGCUGCCCGUUUCCGCUCUCCACCCCCGCGACCGUGUGCGGCUUCCAACCGCCCAACGGUGUCACACCCCCUGCCCCCUCAUGCCAUCCGCUCCCCCCGCCCCUACCCUCCGCGUGCCCGCUCCCUCGCCGCCUCUUUUGACCCUCCCUGCCCCCCUCGCCGUUACCCACCGCUCGCCAUUCGCUCCUCCCCGCCCGUGCCCUCCCCUCGUUUACCUUCGCCUCCCCCCUCCCCUCCUCUGCUGCACGCCUCUUCCUUCCCCUCGCUAACCCACUCCACUCCCUGCCCCUCCUCAAUCCGCACCCUGCCCCUCGUUUCUCGCCCCCCUAUGCUUGGUUUCUCCCCCCCUGCCCUUUGCUUUCCCCUCGUUACGCUCCCUUCUCCCCAUCCCUGCUGCCCUCUUACCACCAUCAGCCCCCCCUGCCCGUUGCUGCCCCUCCCCUUGCCCCCUCAACUCCCCUGCCCCCCGUACACCCCACUCCCGUCCAACCGCCCCCACCCUCCCCCGGCUGCCCGUUUCCGCUCUCCACCCCCGCGACCGUGUGCGGCUUCCAACCGCCCAACGGUGUCACACCCCCUGCCCCCUCAUGCCAUCCGCUCCCCCCGCCCCUACCCUCCGCGUGCCCGCUCCCUCGCCGCCUCUUUUGACCCUCCCUGCCCCCCUCGCCGUUACCCACCGCUCGCCAUUCGCUCCUCCCCGCCCGUGCCCUCCCCUCGUUUACCUUCGCCUCCCCCCUCCCCUCCUCUGCUGCACGCCUCUUCCUUCCCCUCGCUAACCCACUCCACUCCCUGCCCCUCCUCAAUCCGCACCCUGCCCCUCGUUUCUCGCCCCCCUACGCUUGGUUUCUCCCCUCCCUGCCCCUCGCCGCCUUUCUCCGCUCCCCACCUCCCCCCUCUCCCUGCCCCCCCACUCUCCUCCACUUGCCCUUGGCUUCCCACCUCCCUGCCCCACCUUUCCCCCCUCCGUGUGCUCAGCUUCUCCCCUCCCUGCCUCUCCCUCCUCCCCGCCCUGCCCCUCAUUUUCCGCCCCCCCACGCCCGGUUUCUCCCCUCCCUGCACCUCCCUUUCUUUCUCCGUGCCUCUCCUUUGCUCCCUCCCUGCCCCCGCCUGCCCAUGCCCCUGUCUUUGGUUUCUCCCCUCCCUGCCCCACGUUUCUUCCCUCCCUGAGAUCACCUUGUACCCCCUCUGCCCCUCCCUUGUUCUCCCCGCACCCAUUGCUUCUCCCCUCCCUGCCCUUGAUUUCCCGCACCCCUGCCCUUGUUUCCUACCAUCCAUGCCCCUCGUUUCCCCUCUUUGUACGUUCACCCUCUUCCCUCCCUGCCCCUCCCUUCCUCCCCCCCUGCCCUUUGCUUUCCCCUCCCCCUGCCCGUUGCUGCCCCUCCCCUUGCCCCCUCAACUCCCCUGCCCCCCGUACACCCCACUCCCGUCCAACCGCCCCCACCCUCCCCCGGCUGCCCGUUUCCGCUCUCCACCCCCGCGACCGUGUGCGGCUUCCAACCGCCCAACGGUGUCACACCCCCUGCCCCCUCAUGCCAUCCGCUCCCCCCGCCCCUACCCUCCGCGUGCCCGCUCCCUCGCCGCCUCUUUUGACCCUCCCUGCCCCCCUCGCCGUUACCCACCGCUCGCCAUUCGCUCCUCCCCGCCCGUGCCCUCCCCUCGUUUACCUUCGCCUCCCCCCUCCCCUCCUCUGCUGCACGCCUCUUCCUUCCCCUCGCUAACCCACUCCACUCCCUGCCCCUCCUCAAUCCGCACCCUGCCCCUCGUUUCUCGCCCCCCUACGCUUGGUUUCUCCCCUCCCUGCCCCUCGCCGCCUUUCUCCGCUCCCCACCUCCCCCCUCUCCCUGCCCCCCCACUCUCCUCCACUUGCCCUUGGCUUCCCACCUCCCUGCCCCACCUUUCCCCCCUCCGUGUGCUCAGCUUCUCCCCUCCCUGCCUCUCCCUCCUCCCCGCCCUGCCCCUCAUUUUCCGCCCCCCCACGCCCGGUUUCUCCCCUCCCUGCACCUCCCUUUCUUUCUCCGUGCCUCUCCUUUGCUCCCUCCCUGCCCCCGCCUGCCCAUGCCCCUGUCUUUGGUUUCUCCCCUCCCUGCCCCACGUUUCUUCCCUCCCUGAGAUCACCUUGUACCCCCUCUGCCCCUCCCUUGUUCUCCCCGCACCCAUUGCUUCUCCCCUCCCUGCCCUUGAUUUCCCGCACCCCUGCCCUUGUUUCCUACCAUCCAUGCCCCUCGUUUCCCCUCUUUGUACGUUCACCCUCUUCCCUCCCUGCCCCUCCCUUCCUCCCCCCCUGCCCUUUGCUUUCCCCUCGUUACGCUCCCUUCUCCCCAUCCCUGCUGCCCUCUUACCACCAUCAGCCCGUCCCCACCACCAGCCCCCCUCCCACCCUUCUCCCCCCCCCCCCUCUCCCUCUCUCUCUCUCUCUCUCUCUCUCUUUCUCUCGCACACACACACACACACACACUCCCCUCCCCCACCCCCCACCCACAUCCUCCCGUUCUGCCCCUCCCUGCCCCUGUUCCACCCCCUCGCACGCCCCUCACCUCUCACCUCCGUUCAACUGGAUUCCCCCCCUCUGUCACACCCCCUGCCCCCUCAUGCCAUCCGCUCCCCCCGCCCCUACCCUCCGCGUGCCCGCUCCCUCGCCGCCUCUUUUGACCCUCCCUGCCCCCCUCGCCGUUACCCACCGCUCGCCAUUCGCUCCUCCCCGCCCGUGCCCUCCCCUCGUUUACCUUCGCCUCCCCCCUCCCCUCCUCUGCUGCACGCCUCUUCCUUCCCCUCGCUAACCCACUCCACUCCCUGCCCCUCCUCAAUCCGCACCCUGCCCCUCGUUUCUCGCCCCCCUACGCUUGGUUUCUCCCCUCCCUGCCCCUCGCCGCCUUUCUCCGCUCCCCACCUCCCCCCUCUCCCUGCCCCCCCACUCUCCUCCACUUGCCCUUGGCUUCCCACCUCCCUGCCCCACCUUUCCCCCCUCCGUGUGCUCAGCUUCUCCCCUCCCUGCCUCUCCCUCCUCCCCGCCCUGCCCCUCAUUUUCCGCCCCCCCACGCCCGGUUUCUCCCCUCCCUGCACCUCCCUUUCUUUCUCCGUGCCUCUCCUUUGCUCCCUCCCUGCCCCCGCCUGCCCAUGCCCCUGUCUUUGGUUUCUCCCCUCCCUGCCCCACGUUUCUUCCCUCCCUGAGAUCACCUUGUACCCCCUCUGCCCCUCCCUUGUUCUCCCCGCACCCAUUGCUUCUCCCCUCCCUGCCCUUGAUUUCCCGCACCCCUGCCCUUGUUUCCUACCAUCCAUGCCCCUCGUUUCCCCUCUUUGUACGUUCACCCUCUUCCCUCCCUGCCCCUCCCUUCCUCCCCCCCUGCCCUUUGCUUUCCCCUCGUUACGCUCCCUUCUCCCCAUCCCUGCUGCCCUCUUACCACCAUCAGCCCGUCCCCACCACCAGCCCCCCUCCCACCCUUCUCCCCCCCCCCCCUCUCCCUCUCUCUCUCUCUCUCUCUCUCUUUCUCUCGCACACACACACACACACACACUCCCCUCCCCCACCCCCCACCCACAUCCUCCCGUUCUGCCCCUCCCUGCCCCUGUUCCACCCCCUCGCACGCCCCUCACCUCUCACCUCCGUUCAACUGGAUUCCCCCCCUCUGGUGCAUCCCUUGCAUCGCUCGCCCCUCUGCUCACCCUCUGCCCGCCCCUUUUCCUUGCCCUCAGCUGGCCCAGCCCCUGCCCGUUGCUGCCCCUCCCCUUGCCCCCUCAACUCCCCUGCCCCCCGUACACCCCACUCCCGUCCAACCGCCCCCACCCUCCCCCGGCUGCCCGUUUCCGCUCUCCACCCCCGCGACCGUGUGCGGCUUCCAACCGCCCAACGGUGUCACACCCCCUGCCCCCUCAUGCCAUCCGCUCCCCCCGCCCCUACCCUCCGCGUGCCCGCUCCCUCGCCGCCUCUUUUGACCCUCCCUGCCCCCCUCGCCGUUACCCACCGCUCGCCAUUCGCUCCUCCCCGCCCGUGCCCUCCCCUCGUUUACCUUCGCCUCCCCCCUCCCCUCCUCUGCUGCACGCCUCUUCCUUCCCCUCGCUAACCCACUCCACUCCCUGCCCCUCCUCAAUCCGCACCCUGCCCCUCGUUUCUCGCCCCCCUAUGCUUGGUUUCUCCCCCCCUGCCCUUUGCUUUCCCCUCGUUACGCUCCCUUCUCCCCAUCCCUGCUGCCCUCUUACCACCAUCAGCCCCCCCUGCCCGUUGCUGCCCCUCCCCUUGCCCCCUCAACUCCCCUGCCCCCCGUACACCCCACUCCCGUCCAACCGCCCCCACCCUCCCCCGGCUGCCCGUUUCCGCUCUCCACCCCCGCGACCGUGUGCGGCUUCCAACCGCCCAACGGUGUCACACCCCCUGCCCCCUCAUGCCAUCCGCUCCCCCCGCCCCUACCCUCCGCGUGCCCGCUCCCUCGCCGCCUCUUUUGACCCUCCCUGCCCCCCUCGCCGUUACCCACCGCUCGCCAUUCGCUCCUCCCCGCCCGUGCCCUCCCCUCGUUUACCUUCGCCUCCCCCCUCCCCUCCUCUGCUGCACGCCUCUUCCUUCCCCUCGCUAACCCACUCCACUCCCUGCCCCUCCUCAAUCCGCACCCUGCCCCUCGUUUCUCGCCCCCCUACGCUUGGUUUCUCCCCUCCCUGCCCCUCGCCGCCUUUCUCCGCUCCCCACCUCCCCCCUCUCCCUGCCCCCCCACUCUCCUCCACUUGCCCUUGGCUUCCCACCUCCCUGCCCCACCUUUCCCCCCUCCGUGUGCUCAGCUUCUCCCCUCCCUGCCUCUCCCUCCUCCCCGCCCUGCCCCUCAUUUUCCGCCCCCCCACGCCCGGUUUCUCCCCUCCCUGCACCUCCCUUUCUUUCUCCGUGCCUCUCCUUUGCUCCCUCCCUGCCCCCGCCUGCCCAUGCCCCUGUCUUUGGUUUCUCCCCUCCCUGCCCCACGUUUCUUCCCUCCCUGAGAUCACCUUGUACCCCAUCUGCCCCUCCCUUGUUCUCCCCGCACCCAUUGCUUCUCCCCUCCCUGCCCUUGAUUUCCCGCACCCCUGCCCUUGUUUCCUACCAUCCAUGCCCCUCGUUUCCCCUCUUUGUACGUUCACCCUCUUCCCUCCCUGCCCCUCCCUUCCUCCCCCCCUGCCCUUUGCUUUCCCCUCGUUACGCUCCCUUCUCCCCAUCCCUGCUGCCCUCUUACCACCAUCAGCCCGUCCCCACCACCAGCCCCCCUCCCACCCUUCUCCCCCCCCCCCCUCUCCCUCUCUCUCUCUCUCUCUCUCUCUUUCUCUCGCACACACACACACACACACACUCCCCUCCCCCACCCCCCACCCACAUCCUCCCGUUCUGCCCCUCCCUGCCCCUGUUCCACCCCCUCGCACGCCCCUCACCUCUCACCUCCGUUCAACUGGAUUCCCCCCCUCUGGUGCAUCCCUUGCAUCGCUCGCCCCUCUGCUCACCCUCUGCCCGCCCCUUUUCCUUGCCCUCAGCUGGCCCAGCCCCUGCCCGUUGCUGCCCCUCCCCUUGCCCCCUCAACUCCCCUGCCCCCCGUACACCCCACUCCCGUCCAACCGCCCCCACCCUCCCCCGGCUGCCCGUUUCCGCUCUCCACCCCCGCGACCGUGUGCGGCUUCCAACCGCCCAACGGUGUCACACCCCCUGCCCCCUCAUGCCAUCCGCUCCCCCCGCCCCUACCCUCCGCGUGCCCGCUCCCUCGCCGCCUCUUUUGACCCUCCCUGCCCCCCUCGCCGUUACCCACCGCUCGCCAUUCGCUCCUCCCCGCCCGUGCCCUCCCCUCGUUUACCUUCGCCUCCCCCCUCCCCUCCUCUGCUGCACGCCUCUUCCUUCCCCUCGCUAACCCACUCCACUCCCUGCCCCUCCUCAAUCCGCACCCUGCCCCUCGUUUCUCGCCCCCCUACGCUUGGUUUCUCCCCUCCCUGCCCCUCGCCGCCUUUCUCCGCUCCCCACCUCCCCCCUCUCCCUGCCCCCCCACUCUCCUCCACUUGCCCUUGGCUUCCCACCUCCCUGCCCCACCUUUCCCCCCUCCGUGUGCUCAGCUUCUCCCCUCCCUGCCUCUCCCUCCUCCCCGCCCUGCCCCUCAUUUUCCGCCCCCCCACGCCCGGUUUCUCCCCUCCCUGCACCUCCCUUUCUUUCUCCGUGCCUCUCCUUUGCUCCCUCCCUGCCCCCGCCUGCCCAUGCCCCUGUCUUUGGUUUCUCCCCUCCCUGCCCCACGUUUCUUCCCUCCCUGAGAUCACCUUGUACCCCCUCUGCCCCUCCCUUGUUCUCCCCGCACCCAUUGCUUCUCCCCUCCCUGCCCUUGAUUUCCCGCACCCCUGCCCUUGUUUCCUACCAUCCAUGCCCCUCGUUUCCCCUCUUUGUACGUUCACCCUCUUCCCUCCCUGCCCCUCCCUUCCUCCCCCCCUGCCCUUUGCUUUCCCCUCCCCCUGCCCGUUGCUGCCCCUCCCCUUGCCCCCUCAACUCCCCUGCCCCCCGUACACCCCACUCCCGUCCAACCGCCCCCACCCUCCCCCGGCUGCCCGUUUCCGCUCUCCACCCCCGCGACCGUGUGCGGCUUCCAACCGCCCAACGGUGUCACACCCCCUGCCCCCUCAUGCCAUCCGCUCCCCCCGCCCCUACCCUCCGCGUGCCCGCUCCCUCGCCGCCUCUUUUGACCCUCCCUGCCCCCCUCGCCGUUACCCACCGCUCGCCAUUCGCUCCUCCCCGCCCGUGCCCUCCCCUCGUUUACCUUCGCCUCCCCCCUCCCCUCCUCUGCUGCACGCCUCUUCCUUCCCCUCGCUAACCCACUCCACUCCCUGCCCCUCCUCAAUCCGCACCCUGCCCCUCGUUUCUCGCCCCCCUAUGCUUGGUUUCUCCCCCCCUGCCCUUUGCUUUCCCCUCGUUACGCUCCCUUCUCCCCAUCCCUGCUGCCCUCUUACCACCAUCAGCCCCCCCUGCCCGUUGCUGCCCCUCCCCUUGCCCCCUCAACUCCCCUGCCCCCCGUACACCCCACUCCCGUCCAACCGCCCCCACCCUCCCCCGGCUGCCCGUUUCCGCUCUCCACCCCCGCGACCGUGUGCGGCUUCCAACCGCCCAACGGUGUCACACCCCCUGCCCCCUCAUGCCAUCCGCUCCCCCCGCCCCUACCCUCCGCGUGCCCGCUCCCUCGCCGCCUCUUUUGACCCUCCCUGCCCCCCUCGCCGUUACCCACCGCUCGCCAUUCGCUCCUCCCCGCCCGUGCCCUCCCCUCGUUUACCUUCGCCUCCCCCCUCCCCUCCUCUGCUGCACGCCUCUUCCUUCCCCUCGCUAACCCACUCCACUCCCUGCCCCUCCUCAAUCCGCACCCUGCCCCUCGUUUCUCGCCCCCCUACGCUUGGUUUCUCCCCUCCCUGCCCCUCGCCGCCUUUCUCCGCUCCCCACCUCCCCCCUCUCCCUGCCCCCCCACUCUCCUCCACUUGCCCUUGGCUUCCCACCUCCCUGCCCCACCUUUCCCCCCUCCGUGUGCUCAGCUUCUCCCCUCCCUGCCUCUCCCUCCUCCCCGCCCUGCCCCUCAUUUUCCGCCCCCCCACGCCCGGUUUCUCCCCUCCCUGCACCUCCCUUUCUUUCUCCGUGCCUCUCCUUUGCUCCCUCCCUGCCCCCGCCUGCCCAUGCCCCUGUCUUUGGUUUCUCCCCUCCCUGCCCCACGUUUCUUCCCUCCCUGAGAUCACCUUGUACCCCCUCUGCCCCUCCCUUGUUCUCCCCGCACCCAUUGCUUCUCCCCUCCCUGCCCUUGAUUUCCCGCACCCCUGCCCUUGUUUCCUACCAUCCAUGCCCCUCGUUUCCCCUCUUUGUACGUUCACCCUCUUCCCUCCCUGCCCCUCCCUUCCUCCCCCCCUGCCCUUUGCUUUCCCCUCGUUACGCUCCCUUCUCCCCAUCCCUGCUGCCCUCUUACCACCAUCAGCCCGUCCCCACCACCAGCCCCCCUCCCACCCUUCUCCCCCCCCCCCCUCUCCCUCUCUCUCUCUCUCUCUCUCUCUUUCUCUCGCACACACACACACACACACACUCCCCUCCCCCACCCCCCACCCACAUCCUCCCGUUCUGCCCCUCCCUGCCCCUGUUCCACCCCCUCGCACGCCCCUCACCUCUCACCUCCGUUCAACUGGAUUCCCCCCCUCUGGUGCAUCCCUUGCAUCGCUCGCCCCUCUGCUCACCCUCUGCCCGCCCCUUUUCCUUGCCCUCAGCUGGCCCAGCCCCUGCCCGUUGCUGCCCCUCCCCUUGCCCCCUCAACUCCCCUGCCCCCCGUACACCCCACUCCCGUCCAACCGCCCCCACCCUCCCCCGGCUGCCCGUUUCCGCUCUCCACCCCCGCGACCGUGUGCGGCUUCCAACCGCCCAACGGUGUCACACCCCCUGCCCCCUCAUGCCAUCCGCUCCCCCCGCCCCUACCCUCCGCGUGCCCGCUCCCUCGCCGCCUCUUUUGACCCUCCCUGCCCCCCUCGCCGUUACCCACCGCUCGCCAUUCGCUCCUCCCCGCCCGUGCCCUCCCCUCGUUUACCUUCGCCUCCCCCCUCCCCUCCUCUGCUGCACGCCUCUUCCUUCCCCUCGCUAACCCACUCCACUCCCUGCCCCUCCUCAAUCCGCACCCUGCCCCUCGUUUCUCGCCCCCCUACGCUUGGUUUCUCCCCUCCCUGCCCCUCGCCGCCUUUCUCCGCUCCCCACCUCCCCCCUCUCCCUGCCCCCCCACUCUCCUCCACUUGCCCUUGGCUUCCCACCUCCCUGCCCCACCUUUCCCCCCUCCGUGUGCUCAGCUUCUCCCCUCCCUGCCUCUCCCUCCUCCCCGCCCUGCCCCUCAUUUUCCGCCCCCCCACGCCCGGUUUCUCCCCUCCCUGCACCUCCCUUUCUUUCUCCGUGCCUCUCCUUUGCUCCCUCCCUGCCCCCGCCUGCCCAUGCCCCUGUCUUUGGUUUCUCCCCUCCCUGCCCCACGUUUCUUCCCUCCCUGAGAUCACCUUGUACCCCCUCUGCCCCUCCCUUGUUCUCCCCGCACCCAUUGCUUCUCCCCUCCCUGCCCUUGAUUUCCCGCACCCCUGCCCUUGUUUCCUACCAUCCAUGCCCCUCGUUUCCCCUCUUUGUACGUUCACCCUCUUCCCUCCCUGCCCCUCCCUUCCUCCCCCCCUGCCCUUUGCUUUCCCCUCCCCCUGCCCGUUGCUGCCCCUCCCCUUGCCCCCUCAACUCCCCUGCCCCCCGUACACCCCACUCCCGUCCAACCGCCCCCACCCUCCCCCGGCUGCCCGUUUCCGCUCUCCACCCCCGCGACCGUGUGCGGCUUCCAACCGCCCAACGGUGUCACACCCCCUGCCCCCUCAUGCCAUCCGCUCCCCCCGCCCCUACCCUCCGCGUGCCCGCUCCCUCGCCGCCUCUUUUGACCCUCCCUGCCCCCCUCGCCGUUACCCACCGCUCGCCAUUCGCUCCUCCCCGCCCGUGCCCUCCCCUCGUUUACCUUCGCCUCCCCCCUCCCCUCCUCUGCUGCACGCCUCUUCCUUCCCCUCGCUAACCCACUCCACUCCCUGCCCCUCCUCAAUCCGCACCCUGCCCCUCGUUUCUCGCCCCCCUAUGCUUGGUUUCUCCCCCCCUGCCCUUUGCUUUCCCCUCGUUACGCUCCCUUCUCCCCAUCCCUGCUGCCCUCUUACCACCAUCAGCCCCCCCUGCCCGUUGCUGCCCCUCCCCUUGCCCCCUCAACUCCCCUGCCCCCCGUACACCCCACUCCCGUCCAACCGCCCCCACCCUCCCCCGGCUGCCCGUUUCCGCUCUCCACCCCCGCGACCGUGUGCGGCUUCCAACCGCCCAACGGUGUCACACCCCCUGCCCCCUCAUGCCAUCCGCUCCCCCCGCCCCUACCCUCCGCGUGCCCGCUCCCUCGCCGCCUCUUUUGACCCUCCCUGCCCCCCUCGCCGUUACCCACCGCUCGCCAUUCGCUCCUCCCCGCCCGUGCCCUCCCCUCGUUUACCUUCGCCUCCCCCCUCCCCUCCUCUGCUGCACGCCUCUUCCUUCCCCUCGCUAACCCACUCCACUCCCUGCCCCUCCUCAAUCCGCACCCUGCCCCUCGUUUCUCGCCCCCCUACGCUUGGUUUCUCCCCUCCCUGCCCCUCGCCGCCUUUCUCCGCUCCCCACCUCCCCCCUCUCCCUGCCCCCCCACUCUCCUCCACUUGCCCUUGGCUUCCCACCUCCCUGCCCCACCUUUCCCCCCUCCGUGUGCUCAGCUUCUCCCCUCCCUGCCUCUCCCUCCUCCCCGCCCUGCCCCUCAUUUUCCGCCCCCCCACGCCCGGUUUCUCCCCUCCCUGCACCUCCCUUUCUUUCUCCGUGCCUCUCCUUUGCUCCCUCCCUGCCCCCGCCUGCCCAUGCCCCUGUCUUUGGUUUCUCCCCUCCCUGCCCCACGUUUCUUCCCUCCCUGAGAUCACCUUGUACCCCCUCUGCCCCUCCCUUGUUCUCCCCGCACCCAUUGCUUCUCCCCUCCCUGCCCUUGAUUUCCCGCACCCCUGCCCUUGUUUCCUACCAUCCAUGCCCCUCGUUUCCCCUCUUUGUACGUUCACCCUCUUCCCUCCCUGCCCCUCCCUUCCUCCCCCCCUGCCCUUUGCUUUCCCCUCCCCCUGCCCGUUGCUGCCCCUCCCCUUGCCCCCUCAACUCCCCUGCCCCCCGUACACCCCACUCCCGUCCAACCGCCCCCACCCUCCCCCGGCUGCCCGUUUCCGCUCUCCACCCCCGCGACCGUGUGCGGCUUCCAACCGCCCAACGGUGUCACACCCCCUGCCCCCUCAUGCCAUCCGCUCCCCCCGCCCCUACCCUCCGCGUGCCCGCUCCCUCGCCGCCUCUUUUGACCCUCCCUGCCCCCCUCGCCGUUACCCACCGCUCGCCAUUCGCUCCUCCCCGCCCGUGCCCUCCCCUCGUUUACCUUCGCCUCCCCCCUCCCCUCCUCUGCUGCACGCCUCUUCCUUCCCCUCGCUAACCCACUCCACUCCCUGCCCCUCCUCAAUCCGCACCCUGCCCCUCGUUUCUCGCCCCCCUACGCUUGGUUUCUCCCCUCCCUGCCCCUCGCCGCCUUUCUCCGCUCCCCACCUCCCCCCUCUCCCUGCCCCCCCACUCUCCUCCACUUGCCCUUGGCUUCCCACCUCCCUGCCCCACCUUUCCCCCCUCCGUGUGCUCAGCUUCUCCCCUCCCUGCCUCUCCCUCCUCCCCGCCCUGCCCCUCAUUUUCCGCCCCCCCACGCCCGGUUUCUCCCCUCCCUGCACCUCCCUUUCUUUCUCCGUGCCUCUCCUUUGCUCCCUCCCUGCCCCCGCCUGCCCAUGCCCCUGUCUUUGGUUUCUCCCCUCCCUGCCCCACGUUUCUUCCCUCCCUGAGAUCACCUUGUACCCCCUCUGCCCCUCCCUUGUUCUCCCCGCACCCAUUGCUUCUCCCCUCCCUGCCCUUGAUUUCCCGCACCCCUGCCCUUGUUUCCUACCAUCCAUGCCCCUCGUUUCCCCUCUUUGUACGUUCACCCUCUUCCCUCCCUGCCCCUCCCUUCCUCCCCCCCUGCCCUUUGCUUUCCCCUCGUUACGCUCCCUUCUCCCCAUCCCUGCUGCCCUCUUACCACCAUCAGCCCGUCCCCACCACCAGCCCCCCUCCCACCCUUCUCCCCCCCCCCCCUCUCCCUCUCUCUCUCUCUCUCUCUCUCUCUUUCUCUCGCACACACACACACACACACACUCCCCUCCCCCACCCCCCACCCACAUCCUCCCGUUCUGCCCCUCCCUGCCCCUGUUCCACCCCCUCGCACGCCCCUCACCUCUCACCUCCGUUCAACUGGAUUCCCCCCCUCUGGUGCAUCCCUUGCAUCGCUCGCCCCUCUGCUCACCCUCUGCCCGCCCCUUUUCCUUGCCCUCAGCUGGCCCAGCCCCUGCCCGUUGCUGCCCCUCCCCUUGCCCCCUCAACUCCCCUGCCCCCCCGUACACCCCACUCCCGUCCAACCGCCCCCACCCUCCCCCGGCUGCCCGUUUCCGCUCUCCACCCCCGCGACCGUGUGCGGCUUCCAACCGCCCAACGGUGUCACACCCCCUGCCCCCUCAUGCCAUCCGCUCCCCCCGCCCCUACCCUCCGCGUGCCCGCUCCCUCGCCGCCUCUUUUGACCCUCCCUGCCCCCCUCGCCGUUACCCACCGCUCGCCAUUCGCUCCUCCCCGCCCGUGCCCUCCCCUCGUUUACCUUCGCCUCCCCCCUCCCCUCCUCUGCUGCACGCCUCUUCCUUCCCCUCGCUAACCCACUCCACUCCCUGCCCCUCCUCAAUCCGCACCCUGCCCCUCGUUUCUCGCCCCCCUACGCUUGGUUUCUCCCCUCCCUGCCCCUCGCCGCCUUUCUCCGCUCCCCACCUCCCCCCUCUCCCUGCCCCCCCACUCUCCUCCACUUGCCCUUGGCUUCCCACCUCCCUGCCCCACCUUUCCCCCCUCCGUGUGCUCAGCUUCUCCCCUCCCUGCCUCUCCCUCCUCCCCGCCCUGCCCCUCAUUUUCCGCCCCCCCACGCCCGGUUUCUCCCCUCCCUGCACCUCCCUUUCUUUCUCCGUGCCUCUCCUUUGCUCCCUCCCUGCCCCCGCCUGCCCAUGCCCCUGUCUUUGGUUUCUCCCCUCCCUGCCCCACGUUUCUUCCCUCCCUGAGAUCACCUUGUACCCCCUCUGCCCCUCCCUUGUUCUCCCCGCACCCAUUGCUUCUCCCCUCCCUGCCCUUGAUUUCCCGCACCCCUGCCCUUGUUUCCUACCAUCCAUGCCCCUCGUUUCCCCUCUUUGUACGUUCACCCUCUUCCCUCCCUGCCCCUCCCUUCCUCCCCCCCUGCCCUUUGCUUUCCCCUCCCCCUGCCCGUUGCUGCCCCUCCCCUUGCCCCCUCAACUCCCCUGCCCCCCGUACACCCCACUCCCGUCCAACCGCCCCCACCCUCCCCCGGCUGCCCGUUUCCGCUCUCCACCCCCGCGACCGUGUGCGGCUUCCAACCGCCCAACGGUGUCACACCCCCUGCCCCCUCAUGCCAUCCGCUCCCCCCGCCCCUACCCUCCGCGUGCCCGCUCCCUCGCCGCCUCUUUUGACCCUCCCUGCCCCCCUCGCCGUUACCCACCGCUCGCCAUUCGCUCCUCCCCGCCCGUGCCCUCCCCUCGUUUACCUUCGCCUCCCCCCUCCCCUCCUCUGCUGCACGCCUCUUCCUUCCCCUCGCUAACCCACUCCACUCCCUGCCCCUCCUCAAUCCGCACCCUGCCCCUCGUUUCUCGCCCCCCUAUGCUUGGUUUCUCCCCCCCUGCCCUUUGCUUUCCCCUCGUUACGCUCCCUUCUCCCCAUCCCUGCUGCCCUCUUACCACCAUCAGCCCCCCCUGCCCGUUGCUGCCCCUCCCCUUGCCCCCUCAACUCCCCUGCCCCCCGUACACCCCACUCCCGUCCAACCGCCCCCACCCUCCCCCGGCUGCCCGUUUCCGCUCUCCACCCCCGCGACCGUGUGCGGCUUCCAACCGCCCAACGGUGUCACACCCCCUGCCCCCUCAUGCCAUCCGCUCCCCCCGCCCCUACCCUCCGCGUGCCCGCUCCCUCGCCGCCUCUUUUGACCCUCCCUGCCCCCCUCGCCGUUACCCACCGCUCGCCAUUCGCUCCUCCCCGCCCGUGCCCUCCCCUCGUUUACCUUCGCCUCCCCCCUCCCCUCCUCUGCUGCACGCCUCUUCCUUCCCCUCGCUAACCCACUCCACUCCCUGCCCCUCCUCAAUCCGCACCCUGCCCCUCGUUUCUCGCCCCCCUACGCUUGGUUUCUCCCCUCCCUGCCCCUCGCCGCCUUUCUCCGCUCCCCACCUCCCCCCUCUCCCUGCCCCCCCACUCUCCUCCACUUGCCCUUGGCUUCCCACCUCCCUGCCCCACCUUUCCCCCCUCCGUGUGCUCAGCUUCUCCCCUCCCUGCCUCUCCCUCCUCCCCGCCCUGCCCCUCAUUUUCCGCCCCCCCACGCCCGGUUUCUCCCCUCCCUGCACCUCCCUUUCUUUCUCCGUGCCUCUCCUUUGCUCCCUCCCUGCCCCCGCCUGCCCAUGCCCCUGUCUUUGGUUUCUCCCCUCCCUGCCCCACGUUUCUUCCCUCCCUGAGAUCACCUUGUACCCCCUCUGCCCCUCCCUUGUUCUCCCCGCACCCAUUGCUUCUCCCCUCCCUGCCCUUGAUUUCCCGCACCCCUGCCCUUGUUUCCUACCAUCCAUGCCCCUCGUUUCCCCUCUUUGUACGUUCACCCUCUUCCCUCCCUGCCCCUCCCUUCCUCCCCCCCUGCCCUUUGCUUUCCCCUCGUUACGCUCCCUUCUCCCCAUCCCUGCUGCCCUCUUACCACCAUCAGCCCGUCCCCACCACCAGCCCCCCUCCCACCCUUCUCCCCCCCCCCCCUCUCCCUCUCUCUCUCUCUCUCUCUCUCUUUCUCUCGCACACACACACACACACACACUCCCCUCCCCCACCCCCCACCCACAUCCUCCCGUUCUGCCCCUCCCUGCCCCUGUUCCACCCCCUCGCACGCCCCUCACCUCUCACCUCCGUUCAACUGGAUUCCCCCCCUCUGGUGCAUCCCUUGCAUCGCUCGCCCCUCUGCUCACCCUCUGCCCGCCCCUUUUCCUUGCCCUCAGCUGGCCCAGCCCCUGCCCGUUGCUGCCCCUCCCCUUGCCCCCUCAACUCCCCUGCCCCCCGUACACCCCACUCCCGUCCAACCGCCCCCACCCUCCCCCGGCUGCCCGUUUCCGCUCUCCACCCCCGCGACCGUGUGCGGCUUCCAACCGCCCAACGGUGUCACACCCCCUGCCCCCUCAUGCCAUCCGCUCCCCCCGCCCCUACCCUCCGCGUGCCCGCUCCCUCGCCGCCUCUUUUGACCCUCCCUGCCCCCCUCGCCGUUACCCACCGCUCGCCAUUCGCUCCUCCCCGCCCGUGCCCUCCCCUCGUUUACCUUCGCCUCCCCCCUCCCCUCCUCUGCUGCACGCCUCUUCCUUCCCCUCGCUAACCCACUCCACUCCCUGCCCCUCCUCAAUCCGCACCCUGCCCCUCGUUUCUCUCGCCCCCCUACGCUUGGUUUCUCCCCUCCCUGCCCCUCGCCGCCUUUCUCCGCUCCCCACCUCCCCCUCUCCCUGCCCCCCCACUCUCCUCCACUUGCCCUUGGCUUCCCACCUCCCUGCCCCACCUUUCCCCCCUCCGUGUGCUCAGCUUCUCCCCUCCCUGCCUCUCCCUCCUCCCCGCCCUGCCCCUCAUUUUCCGCCCCCCCACGCCCGGUUUCUCCCCUCCCUGCACCUCCCUUUCUUUCUCCGUGCCUCUCCUUUGCUCCCUCCCUGCCCCCGCCUGCCCAUGCCCCUGUCUUUGGUUUCUCCCCUCCCUGCCCCACCCCGUCCCCACCACCAGCCCCCCUCCCACCCUUCUCCCCCCCCCCCCUCUCCCUCUCUCUCUCUCUCUCUCUCUCUCUUUCUCUCGCACACACACACACACACACACUCCCCUCCCCCACCCCCCACCCACAUCCUCCCGUUCUGCCCCUCCCUGCCCCUGUUCCACCCCCUCGCACGCCCCUCACCUCUCACCUCCGUUCAACUGGAUUCCCCCCCUCUGCCCCUGCCCGUUGCUGCCCCUCCCCUUGCCCCCUCAACUCCCCUGCCCCCCGUACACCCCACUCCCGUCCAACCGCCCCCACCCUCCCCCGGCUGCCCGUUUCCGCUCUCCACCCCCGCGACCGUUCACACCCCCUGCCCCCUCAUGCCAUCCGCUCCCCCCGCCCCUACCCUCCGCGUGCCCGCUCCCUCGCCGCCUCUUUUGACCCUCCCUGCCCCCCUCAGGCCGUUACCCACCGCUCGCCAUUCGCUCCUCCCCGCCCGUGCCCUCCCCUCGUUUACCUUCGCCUCCCCCCUCCCCUCCUCUGCUGCACGCCUCUUCCUUCCCCUCGCUAACCCACUCCACUCCCUGCCCCUCCUCAAUCCGCACCCUGCCCCUCGUUUCUCGCCCCCCUAUGCUUGCCCCUGCCCGUUGCUGCCCCUCCCCUUGCCCCCUCAACUCCCCUGCCCCCCGUACACCCCACUCCCGUCCAACCGCCCCCACCCUCCCCCGGCUGCCCGUUUCCGCUCUCCACCCCCGCGACCGUGUGCGGCUUCCAACCGCCCAACGGUGUCACACCCCCUGCCCCCUCAUGCCAUCCGCUCCCCCCGCCCCUACCCUCCGCGUGCCCGCUCCCUCGCCGCCUCUUUUGACCCUCCCUGCCCCCCUCGCCGUUACCCACCGCUCGCCAUUCGCUCCUCCCCGCCCGUGCCCUCCCCUCGUUUACCUUCGCCUCCCCCCUCCCCUCCUCUGCUGCACGCCUCUUCCUUCCCCUCGCUAACCCACUCCACUCCCUGCCCCUCCUCAAUCCGCACCCUGCCCCUCGUUUCUCGCCCCCCUACGCUUGGUUUCUCCCCUCCCUGCCCCUCGCCGCCUUUCUCCGCUCCCCACCUCCCCCCUCUCCCUGCCCCCCCACUCUCCUCCACUUGCCCUUGGCUUCCCACCUCCCUGCCCCACCUUUCCCCCCUCCGUGUGCUCAGCUUCUCCCCUCCCUGCCUCUCCCUCCUCCCCGCCCUGCCCCUCAUUUUCCGCCCCCCCACGCCCGGUUUCUCCCCUCCCUGCACCUCCCUUUCUUUCUCCGUGCCUCUCCUUUGCUCCCUCCCUGCCCCCGCCUGCCCAUGCCCCUGUCUUUGGUUUCUCCCCUCCCUGCCCCACGUUUCUUCCCUCCCUGAGAUCACCUUGUACCCCCUCUGCCCCUCCCUUGUUCUCCCCGCACCCAUUGCUUCUCCCCUCCCUGCCCUUGAUUUCCCGCACCCCUGCCCUUGUUUCCUACCAUCCAUGCCCCUCGUUUCCCCUCUUUGUACGUUCACCCUCUUCCCUCCCUGCCCCUCCCUUCCUCCCCCCCUGCCCUUUGCUUUCCCCUCCCCCUGCCCGUUGCUGCCCCUCCCCUUGCCCCCUCAACUCCCCUGCCCCCCGUACACCCCACUCCCGUCCAACCGCCCCCACCCUCCCCGGCUGCCCGUUUCCGCUCUCCACCCCCGCGACCGUGUGCGGCUUCCAACCGCCCAACGGUGUCACACCCCCUGCCCCCUCAUGCCAUCCGCUCCCCCCGCCCCUACCCUCCGCGUGCCCGCUCCCUCGCCGCCUCUUUUGACCCUCCCUGCCCCCCUCAGGCCGUUACCCACCGCUCGCCAUUCGCUCCUCCCCGCCCGUGCCCUCCCCUCGUUUACCUUCGCCUCCCCCCUCCCCUCCUCUGCUGCACGCCUCUUCCUUCCCCUCGCUAACCCACUCCACUCCCUGCCCCUCCUCAAUCCGCACCCUGCCCCUCGUUUCUCGCCCCCCUACGCUUGUUUCUCCCCUCCCUGCCCCUCGCCGCCUUUCUCCGCUCCCCACCUCCCCCUCUCCCUGCCCCCCCACUCUCCUCCACUUGCCUUGGCUUCCCACCUCCCUGCCCCACCUUUCCCCCUCCGUGUGCUCAGCUUCUCCCCUCCCUGCCUCUCCCUCCUCCCCGCCCUGCCCCUCAUUUUCCGCCCCCCCACGCCCGGUUUCUCCCCUCCCUGCACCUCCCUUUCUUUCUCCGUGCCUCUCCUUUGCUCCCUCCCUGCCCCCGCCUGCCCAUGCCCCUGUCUUUGGUUUCUCCCCUCCCUGCCCCACGUUUCUUCCUCCCUGAGAUCACCUUGUACCCCCAUCUGCCCCUCCCUUGUUCUCCCCGCACCCAUUGCUUCUCCCCUCCCUGCCCUUGAUUUCCCGCACCCCUGCCUUGUUUCCUACCAUCCAUGCCCCUCGUUUCCCCUCUUUGUACGUUCACCCUCUUCCCUCCCUGCCCCUCCCUUCCUCCCCCCCUGCCCUUUGCUUUCCCCUCCCCCUGCCCUUGCUGCCCCCCCCUUGCCCCCUCAACUCCCCUGCCCCCCGUACACCCCACUCCCGUCCAACCGCCCCCACCCUCCCCCGGCUGCCCGUUUCCGCUCUCCACCCCCGCGACCGUGUGCGGCUUCCAACCGCCCAACGGUGUCACACCCCCUGCCCCCUCAUGCCAUCCGCUCCCCCCGCCCCUACCCUCCGCGUGCCCGCUCCCUCGCCGCCUCUUUUGACCCUCCCUGCCCCCCUCGCCGUUACCCACCGCUCGCCAUUCGCUCCUCCCCGCCCGUGCCCUCCCCUCGUUUACCUUCGCCUCCCCCCUCCCCUCCUCUGCUGCACGCCUCUUCCUUCCCCUCGCUAACCCACUCCACUCCCUGCCCCUCCUCAAUCCGCACCCUGCCCCUCGUUUCUCGCCCCCCUACGCUUGGUUUCUCCCUCCCUGCCCCUCGCCGCUUUCUCCGCUCCCCCCUCCCCCCUCUCCCUGCCCCCCCACUCUCCUCCACUUGCCCUUGCUUCCCACCUCCCUGCCCCACCUUUCCCCCCUCCGUGUGCUCACUUCUCCCUCCCUGCCUCUCCCUCCUCCCCGCCCUGCCCUCAUUUUCCGCCCCCCCCACGCCCGUUUCUCCCCUCCCUGCACCUCCCUUUCUUUCUCCGUGCCUCUCCUUUGCUCCCUCCCUGCCCCCGGCCUGCCCAUGCCCCUGUCUUUGGUUUCUCCCCUCCCUGCCCCACGUUUUCUUCCCUCCCUGA
Molecule: messenger RNA, 24936 nt
Organism: Closterium sp. Naga37s-1
Lineage: Eukaryota; Viridiplantae; Streptophyta; Zygnematophyceae; Desmidiales; Closteriaceae
Source: the annotation of a GenBank genome assembly